Molecule: messenger RNA, 4783 nt
Organism: Sebastes umbrosus (honeycomb rockfish)
Lineage: Eukaryota; Metazoa; Chordata; Actinopteri; Perciformes; Sebastidae
Gene: sik1
Product: salt-inducible kinase 1
Exons: 14
Coding region: 320-2734 (804 amino acids)
Biological process (GO): protein phosphorylation; microtubule cytoskeleton organization; intracellular signal transduction
Cellular component (GO): cytoplasm
Molecular function (GO): tau-protein kinase activity; ATP binding; protein serine/threonine kinase activity
Source: RefSeq, a predicted model, not a curated record
GUAGGAGGAGGAGGAAGAGUUCCCCUGUGAGUGCCGGAGCCCUCAGCUCUACAUUCCGGCGGAGCUCUCAGCCACACACCGGCCGCACCGCACCGCACCGAGCACCGGCCGAAAGACUUGUUGUAUAAAGUCUCAGUAAAGUUGCUCCGCGCGUGUUUCUACAGUUUGUUGUUGUUGUUUAUUCGCUCUGGUUGUGGAAUGGUUUACGUUUCUUCUGAGAGCCGUCUGAACUGUGAGAGAAGGUGCUUUAUGUCCUCUUAUUAUUAAGGUACUAGCCUUAAACUAUCCCAACGCUGUAACUCCAGACCGUUGGUGCACCAUGGUGAUCAUGACAGAGAACAGCCGGGCGGCUCACUCCAGCGCUGCCCAGGGAAGGCCCCUGCAGGUCGGCUUCUAUGAGAUCAUCCGCACCCUGGGGAAGGGAAACUUUGCAGUGGUGAAACUGGCCAGACAUAAAGUUACAAAAACACAGGUGGCCAUUAAGAUCAUCGACAAGACAAGACUGAACCCCUCCAACCUUGAGAAAAUUUACAGAGAGGUGCAGAUUAUGAAGCUGCUAAACCACCCCCAUAUCAUCAAACUCUACCAGGUCAUGGAGACCAAAGACAUGCUGUAUAUUGUGACCGAAUAUGCAAAUAACGGAGAAAUGUUUGACUACCUGACCUCAAAUGGCCGUAUGAGUGAAGAUGAGGCACGAAAGAAGUUUUGGCAGAUUCUUACAGCCGUGGACUACUGCCACCGACACCACAUCGUUCACCGUGACCUAAAAACCGAGAACCUGUUGCUGGACGCCAACAUGAACAUCAAACUAGCUGACUUUGGAUUUGGAAACUUCUACAAUGCAGGGGAGCCUCUGUCUACAUGGUGUGGCAGCCCGCCUUAUGCUGCCCCUGAAGUGUUUGAAGGGAAAGAGUAUGAGGGGCCUCAGCUGGACAUUUGGAGCUUAGGUGUGGUACUUUAUGUUCUUGUCUGCGGCUCUCUUCCAUUUGAUGGACCCAGCCUUCCUGCACUCAGACAGAGAGUCACAGAGGGACGAUUCAGAAUCCCUUUCUUCAUGUCUCAAGACUGUGAAAACCUGAUCCGUAAGAUGCUGGUGGUGGACCCAGCCAGGAGGAUCAGCAUGGCCCAGAUCAAGCAGCACCGCUGGAUGCUGGCAGACCCGACAGCCGCCCACCAGACCCUCAGCCAUUCCAUGACAGAGUACAACUCCAACCUGGGGGACUACAGUGAACCAGUGCUGGGCAUCAUGAACACACUGGGCAUCGACCGCCAGAAGACUAUCGAGUCUCUACAGAGCAGCAGCUAUAAUCACUUCUCUGCUAUCUACUACCUUCUGCUGGAGAGAGUCAGAGAGCAUCGCAACCAGCAGCUGAGCCGCAAGUGUGGGACCUGGAGCCAGAGACCCAGGAGCACCUCCGACUCCAGCGGCCCAGAGGUGAUCAUGGAGUCCACCGACAGCUUUAGAUCCACAGCAUUUUCAAUUCCAGCCAAAAGCACUCCUCCAGUUUACCCGGAGAUGGAGUAUGACCAAGGUGGAUUGUUCCAGCGUGUGGUGUUUCCAGUGGAGGCCAGCCUGAACAGACUGCUCUGGAACCGCUCCAUUUCACCCAACAGCCUGCUGGAGACGAGCAUCAGCGAAGAGGUGCGGCCCAGAGACCUGGAGGAGGAGGAGGCAACACAAACUCUCGGGCCUCUGCUCCCUCCCACCACCACUUCCCGCAGACACACACUGGCUGAGGUGUCGGCCCGUUUCCACCAGUGCAACCCUCCAUGUAUUGUGGUCAGUCCCUCAGAUGCUGCCUCUUCUGACGGUUGUCUGAAAUCCUCAUCCAGUCCAGCCCCCACUUUGCAGGCUACUAUGGGUGACAUGUCAACACUUCUGGCCUCUGGGUUCGAAAGUGGAGCUCUGCUGCCUGCUGGAGCUACCCUGACCCUCUCCUCCCACCUCUUGCCCCAGGCCCAGGGCAGCCUGCCUGCCGCCAGCUUCCAGGAGGGUCGCAGAGCCUCCGACACCUCCCUCACACAAGGCCUCAAAGCUUUCCGUCAGCAGCUGAGGAAAAACACACGCACUAAAGGGCUUUUGGGAUUAAAUAAGAUCAAGGGUCUGACGAGGCAGGUUGUUCCUCCACCCUCUUGUAACCGCGGCAGCCGAGGGUCACAGGGUCCAGCUCUCUCCGAGCACCGCAGCAUGCUGGAGGAGGUGCUGCAUCAGCAAAGGAUGCUACAGAUCCAGCAUCUACCCCAGCCUCAGGUCCAAGCCACUCAGACAGGACCUACCCAGAAUCCCCUGCUCUUCCUGGCCCAGCAGCAGUCACCCUCUCCUCCACCUACUACAGUGUUCGCUUCCUCGUCCCUGUUCGCGACCCCCACCCCCUCUGCCCUGCCUCCUCAGCAAACUUCUGUGGGUUUACAGCACGUCCCCUGGAAACAAACCCUCGAGACCUCCUCAUCCUGCUACUCCUCAUCCUCCUCAUCCUGCUACUCUUCUUCUCUGUCCCCCGUGGCCUCCGCUGCUUACCUUCUCGAGGCUCGUCUGCACAUCAGCCAGCAAACCCACCCUCACCCCUACAUCGGCCUCCAACAGCAGCCCCAGUCUGCAACACAAGGCGCCUUCGCCAUCAUGUCUAAACCAGGAGUGUGGAGCCUGGGCUCGGCCUCCAGCACAGACCCUAACAUGCAGGAGUUGGGUCUGGCUGCACAGCAGCAGCGCAGUAGCUGUGUGAUGGUGAAGUAAAACAUCAGCCAUCAAGACCAGCGAUUGUUGGAAGAAAAAAUCUUCACUUGGUUUUGAGCCGAGAAGAAAAGAGAGCAGAAGUGAGGUGAAAGAACAAAAAGCAGAUGCAAACGACAAAUGUACACUUUAUUUAACAACAUGCGGUACACGUGUGAGAAUGUGUCCACACACGUAUGUUGUGUAUACUUUUGAUAUCAUAUAAGCUAAAGACUAAGCAAUAACCAAACUCUGGACAAGCCCGUAUCAGCCAGGCAGAGAAGCAAUAACAGACUGAAAGACUCUCAUUCAGCUCCCUGAUGGAUUCACUUGAAUGAAAUGAGAGCGGACGCUAGCCGAUACAAUUAUGUCUCACAUGUUUUGAUGCUGUCUAAGUUAACUUUUUGAUUUUGUUGAAUACGGGAAGGCUCUCUCUUCCCUAUUCUUUUUUUAGACACUCCUUGCGUCAUUUCCUGUUCUUGCUGUUUUUCACUUGACUGGACAGAAGACCAAAAUUCUCCCUUUUUUUCCAUUUCUCCCUCUUUUGUUCGCCUUUUUAAAAGAGACAUUUCUCUGUAGCAGUGCAAUGAACAUACAGUAUAGCGUCCUAAGCUUCACUGAAGGAGUUGAUUUGUAUUGAAACUGUGAUUAUUAUUUUUUUGUCUGUGCUAAGAUUAUUAUAGACUCGCAAAUGCUGCUUUUACCUCAAGCCGCAGAAAGACUGCUACAUCCUCAUCAGCCAAAACUGAAGGAAGAUGGUGUCUCGCUGAUUGAGUAAAGCACAAUAGGUACAUCAGUCAGCUCGGUAACACCUUACAUAUGUGGAUACGUGUUCCCUUUGUUCAAUAAGCACCUUCUUGUUAGAUGCUUUUACUACCUCCACAGGCAAAAAUGUGGAAACCUGUUAAAAAAAAUUCCCCUAACAAAAUCGAUCCCAGAAUAUCGGAGGAAAGACGAUUUUCAUAUGGACAGAACAAAGACUGUGGGAACAGUGCAAUAUUUCACAUUGAAAUACAAAGGAAGGAUGAGGCUCUACAUAGGAUGGUCAAAAUGUACAUUUGCCUGAGGUUUUUGUGUUUUCAUUUGUCUUUGCUGGGCUAGCUAGCUGUCUAGAACUGGUACUAGUUAUGUAACAUAACAACACAAUACUGUAGAAAUUGAUAGAAAUACUCAAGGCAUUUCAAAAUGCUGUUUCUUCACACAGCAUGCUUGUUGUUCUCUAACUGAAAGGAAGCAUUUGGGUUUUACCAAAGAGCGAACAGCACAAGAGAUGGGUGAUCUAUCACAGACACACUACUGACUUUUCACUUUGAAUGCUGUCUCAAAAUGUGGCAUGGUGGUUAGCGAGCAUAUUUCACAUGAUCUCCUUAGCUUUGGCUUUGAGAAAACUCCCGCUGCCAUCAAAUCCUAAUGCUACACAUGUUGUUAAUAUAUCUAGCUUUUACUAUCAGGACCAUGGUGGUAUUCAUUUUUGUACUUUUCUAGAAAAGAUGAAGAAAAAAGAAAAAAAAAUCAGAACAUAGCAAUACCAUGUUGUGCUGGAAGUUGUCCAUAAGUGGCUAGAAAUAAGUAGAAACGAUCUGCAACAAGCUGAUUGGAUUGUGCAGUCAAGUUCAGAUGACAUAUUAGAAAGCUGCAAGAGAUGUGUGAUAUUGUAAGCUUAGUUAGCUCUCUCAUAUCUCUAUAUGUUGAAGUGCAGUGUUUUUCCAAACCCAGUUCUGCUUUGGAAACACGCAGUGUUGAUAUUUCUAUCCAACAGUUUUUGGUUGAUUACACUCACUACCAACACUUGUGCCUUUGAACAAACCCACGAUCAGAGGUCUCACUACACCGAAGAAAGAAAGGAAGAUGAAUGGCUCCGUUAAUGGCCGUUUAAAUGUCUUCUCUGACCUCUCUCUCUUCUCUGAAUCUGACCUUUGAACUUGCUGUGCAAACAGAAGCAAGAAUUGCACUUUAUUCAUAUUUGUUUUCUUUGUCAUGGUGAAAAAACUUCACAGAACUAUUGAAACACUAAGAGACUCUUGAUGCAAAUCUGUAAGAUGACCCUUUUUGAUAAACUUUGGAUAAUACGAA